Messenger RNA from Prorocentrum cordatum, 1630 nucleotides. The record is from the annotation of a GenBank genome assembly. NCBI's taxonomy places the organism in Eukaryota, Dinophyceae, Prorocentrales, Prorocentraceae.
AGUGCCCGAGCGAGCUGGACCGACCACCAAAUGAAGCAUACUACUGUAGCGUAAGGCGUGCGAAAUGCGCUGGCGGCCGCCAGUGCGAUGGACUACGGCACUAUCGGCGCAGAUCAGAAGCCUGUAGUCCGAUCUGCUGCUGAUUGUGCGCCUUUUCGGCGGGCGCCAGAGCCAGACGGCGAGCAGAGGCGCACGCUGCUAGCAGUCCGAGCUCUCACGUGCGUCAGUGCAGCCGCGGAGGGGUAUGAUAUCGGAAUGGUCAGCGGCGUGCUCGUGCUCAUCAAGGAGUCGCUGGACCUCGACAAGGUUGGCGCCUCCGCUUUCGUCGGCGUCUUCGGCUUCGCGUGCGCACUCGGCGCGCUGGCAGGCGGCCGUGUGGCGGACCUCCUUGGGCGGAAGCUGGGACUGGCCACCACCUACGCCCUCCUCGUGGUCGGGAGCGUGCUCCUCGCCCUCUCCACGGGUGUCGUCUCCGCCGUGGCCGGGCGGGUGCUCCACGGCGCUGGCGUCGGGGCCGGCUUCGUCUGUGUCAGCCUCUACCUCUCGGAGCUCUCCCCGGCGCACAGCCGCGGCGCCAUGGUGGGCCUCGAGGCCUUCUUCCUCAACGCCGGUAUGCUGGCCGCGGCCGGGGGGAACUACCUGGUGCUGGGCUCCACGGGCUCGAGCGACUCCGACUGGCGGCUCAUGGUGCUGCUCUCCGCGGUGCUCCCGCUGGCCUGCGCGGCGGCCCUCCUGGCGUGCGGCGGCCUGCCCGAGUCGCCCCGGUGGCUCCGCCUGCAGGGGCGGACGCGCGAGGCCGUGGAGGCGCUGAGGCGCGUCUGCGACGAGGCGGAGGUGGAGAGGGCCAGGGCGUCGUGGUCUCUCGCAGAGGCAGACCCGGCGGCGGGCUGGCUCGAGGUGCUCAGGCCGACGGCGCCGCGGAAGAGGAGGGCGCUCGUGAGCGGCGUCGGCGUCGCGAGCCUGCAGAUGCUCAGCGGCGAGACCGUGAUAAUCUACUACAGCAGCCUCAUCCUGUCCGCCGAGAUGGGGCGCAGGGAGGCCUUCUCUGGGUCCCUGGCGAUGAUCCUGGCGAAGCUGGCGCUGCUCGCCGUGCCCCUGGCCCUGGUGGACCGCGUGGGGCGGCGGCCGCUCCUGCUGGCCAGCAGCGGCCUCAUGUCGGGGGCCAUGGGCCUGCUGGGCUGCUGCUACCUCGCGCGCGCCGCCGCCUGGCUCAAGGUGCUCGCCCUCUGCGCGUGCACCGGGGCCUUCUCCGUGGGCCUCGGCUGCGUCGUCUACGUGUACGUGUCCGAGGUCUUCGGCAGCCGCGAGCGCGCCAAGGGCAGCGCCCUGGCCUUCUUCGUGUCCCGCGUCGUGAACGGGCUGGUGACCAGCGCCUUCCCGUUCGUGGAGGCGGGGCUGGGCAUGGCGGGCGCCUGGUUCGGCUUCGCGGGGGUGCUGCUGGCGGGCGUCGGCUUCGUCGCCGCCUUCGUCGAGGAGACCAGCUGCCGGCCGCUGGAGGACAUCGACGCGUCCGAGGCCCCCUCGCCGGGCUGAGCUGCGCGGCGGCGAGGCCAGGCGGGAAACGGCGGCGGCUCCCGAGCUCGCACCCCGCUCCCCCUGUCGCUUUCCUCGCCCCCCUGCCCCGACCCUC